Molecule: messenger RNA, 1117 nt
Organism: Electrophorus electricus (electric eel)
Lineage: Eukaryota; Metazoa; Chordata; Actinopteri; Gymnotiformes; Gymnotidae
Gene: exosc7
Product: exosome component 7
Biological process (GO): nuclear polyadenylation-dependent rRNA catabolic process; exonucleolytic trimming to generate mature 3'-end of 5.8S rRNA from tricistronic rRNA transcript (SSU-rRNA, 5.8S rRNA, LSU-rRNA); U4 snRNA 3'-end processing
Cellular component (GO): cytoplasmic exosome (RNase complex); nuclear exosome (RNase complex)
Molecular function (GO): mRNA 3'-UTR AU-rich region binding
Source: RefSeq, a predicted model, not a curated record
ACCCCCUUUCGCUUUUGGUUGGCGCUUUAUGAUGAGGUUCUAGUGUCCGUCACAUGUUGAUCUUGUAGUGUGUUUGAAGCAUGGCGUCUGUACAAAUUAGCGAAGCUGAGAAGGUCUAUAUAAUGCACGGAGUACGGGAUGAUUUACGAGUGGAUGGGCGAGGGUGUGAGGACUACAGGCAUAUGGAAAUUGAGACGGACGUAGUCUCAAAUACAGAUGGCUCUGCUAAAGUCAGAAUGGGCCACACGGAUGUCCUUGUGGGCAUUAAGGCUGAGCUCAGGAGGCCGAGGCCAAAUGUGCCGGAUGAGGGCUAUCUUGAGUUCUUUGUGGACUGCUCAGCAAAUGCCACACCUGAGUUUGAGGGCCGCGGGGGAGAGGAGCUGGGUGUGGAGCUGAGCAACACGCUGUAUAAGGUGUUCAACAGCCACCGCAGCCUGGACCUGCGCAGCCUGUGUGUAUGCCCUGGCGAGCACUGUUGGGUCCUGUACGUGGAUGUGCUGCUUCUGCAAUGUGACGGAAACCUGUUUGAUGCAAUGUCCAUUGCCAUAAAAGCAGCUCUGUUCAACACACGGAUUCCAAAAGUGCGGGUAUUGGAGGACGAGGAGGGGGGCAAGGAGAUUGAACUGUCUGAUGACCCCUACGACUGCUUGAGACUCAGGGUAGACAACAUUCCCUGCAUCGUGACCUUGUGCAAGGUUGGUCAUCGGCACGUGGUGGACGCCACUUUGCAGGAGAAGGCCUGCUCUGCCGCUAGCCUGUUGGUUGCUGUGACGCCCAGAGGAGCGGUGACCUGCGUGCGCAAGCUUGGAGCUGGCAGUCUGGACCCAGACAGCAUCUUCGAGAUGACUGAGACAGGAAAGCGAGUGGGAAAGGCUCUUCAUGCUCCUCUCAUGGAGCUACUGCAGAAGGAUGAGAGUCUUGGCAAGAAGAGACAGAAGGUUGGCUUCCUGGCAUAGCAUUACCUCCACCCCUUCUUCCUGUUGUUUUUUUAAAUAUUUUAAAUGUCAAAUAAAUGUAUUUGCAUAUUUUCUUUUUGAAUAUUGUUUGAUUUUGAAUUUCAAUUAAAACAGCAUUUAGUAUCACCUAAUAAAAUAAGAUGUUCUGUUAACUUCUUCUA